Molecule: messenger RNA, 1114 nt
Organism: Durio zibethinus
Lineage: Eukaryota; Viridiplantae; Streptophyta; Magnoliopsida; Malvales; Malvaceae
Product: large ribosomal subunit protein eL19y-like
Biological process (GO): translation
Cellular component (GO): ribosome; cytosolic large ribosomal subunit
Molecular function (GO): structural constituent of ribosome; RNA binding
Source: RefSeq, a predicted model, not a curated record
UGCAUGCAGCUAUUGAUCAUCUAUAUGUUCCACACCAGCCUGUUGGCUGCCUUUGUAAGUUAUAAAUACAUAAUAAAAACAUUUUCUGUGCCUCUGUCCGUCAUAGAGAGAAGAAAAAAAAUUAAUUAAGAGGAAAUUAGUGCACAGCAAUGGUGUCAUUGAAGAUGCAGAAGCGGCUGGCUGCCAAUGUACUCAACUGUGGUAAGCGAAAAGUGUGGCUCGACCCCUACGAAGCUUUUCAAAUAUCCAUGGCCAAUUCCCGGAUGGACAUAAGAAAGCUUGUGAAGGAUAGUCUUAUAAUAAAAAAGACUGAUGUAACUCACUCGAGAUGGAGAUGGAGGCAAUUCUAUGAUGCGAGGAGAAAAGGAAGGCAGUGUGGAUAUGGGAAGAGAAAGGGAACAAGAGAAGCAAGGCAACCAUCCAAGCUUUUGUGGAUGAGAAAAACCAGAGUCCUAAGGCGACUCCUUCGGAAAUAUAGGGAAACGAGCAAGAUUGAUAAGCACAUGUACCAUGACAUGUACAUGAAGGCUAAGGGAAGCGUUUUCAAGAACAAACGUGCACUCCUUGAAAGCAUUCACAAGGCUAAUAGAGAUCAGAAAGCGACUGAUCAGAAUGCUCUUUUUGAUCAGGUUAUAGCUAUCAAAGCCAUCGGUAAGGCUAGCAAGGAAAGGGUUACAUGGAAGAAACAAGGAUUAAGUCAACAAAUGGAAAUGACUGAUGUGUUGAAUAUAUAAAAGCUUAUUUACUUUCAAACUUUAUGUAUAAAUAUAAAGUAUCGUCAUCACAGUAACUUUAGGAUAUGUAUGGUACGUCUAAAUAAAGUGAAUGGUAUGUAAUAUUGAAAUAUAAAUUAAUCAAGUGCCAACUCCCAUAAUCAAUCUUACGCCCAAACGAGAGCGAUAGAGAUGAAAUCCGUUCCGCCCACAAAGACAACUCUAUUGUCAACUGAUUAAACUUGAAAUUCCACUUAUGUGAUCCUGUAGAGAUGGCAGAAAAAUUUUAAACCACAUCUUGCUAGCUAAUUCAUCAUUUAAACCUUACCAAAAUUGAAACACCCGAGGGUGUCGGGGCCAUAACAGCCCAAAUUAAAUACUUCAGGAUUUCUUUCCAUCUG